UGCUGCAAUGAAUAUAUUACCGAAAAAGAGGUGGCAUGUCAGAACAAAAGAAAACAUUGCUCGUGUUAGGAGGGAUGAAGCUAAAGCCGCAGAAGAAGAGAAGGAACGAGAGCAAAGAGCCAAUCUUGCUGAGCAAGAAGCUCGAACUGAGGCACUAAGGAUCAAAGCAAGAUCAGUUUAUGACGGAAGACAAGACAACAGAGAAGAUGAGACGAUCACUUCAACCUGUAGCAAGGCUGAACAUGUCAACUUCUUCAAGGAACUGGAGGAAGGUCUAGUGGCUUUCACAGGCACCAACAAGGAUUAUGAACGUGAGAAGAAAGAGGAGAAAGAAAAAUAUGAAAAACAAAUUGGCUAUCUUACGUACUUGGGACAAGACACGGUCGAGGCGACCGGAGGAAAGAUCUCGUGGUAUAACAAAAUGCCUAGUAGGCUUCUUCCUGAUGAGGGAAGGAAGGAAGAAGUUAAGGAAAAAGAAGUUAAUGUAAAAUCUAAACAAUUAGUUGAUCCUCUGAACAGCAUAAGAAGGUAUUUAGGUAUGAGCUCAAUCAACAAAAGUAGUGAAAUGAAAAAACCUUUGUCAGCACAAAGUACAAGUGAAACAAAUGAAUUCAAAAAGAAGUAUAAAAGAAAACGGGAAGAAAGCAGCGACAGUGAAAGCGGUAAAAGAGACAAACACAAAAGAAGAAAAUCAAAGAAGCACAAGCAUUCUCGUUUGAAAGAAAAGUCAUUUCAGAAAAAGAAACAAAAAGGAUCAACAAGUGAGAGCAGCACAAGCGAUACACCUGAAGUUAAAGCUGAUUUGGAUGAGCUGAGAGCAAAAAGACUUCAGAGAGAGAGAGCAGAAAAGCUUCGUGCCAAACAGGUCUUGGCAAAAUUAAGAGGGGAGACUUUACCAGAAGAAAAACCAGUCGUACCAAUGGGUCCAGCAGAAAUAUAGUUCUCAAUUUAAUCCACAUCUUGCCAAACAGAACUUUGAAACUGAAAGAAGAUAUACAAAACAUUAUUAAUAAAUCAAUAUUUUACAUAUUGUACAUACUUUAUAGAUAUAAUAUAUACUGAUGUUUUAUUUGUAA
Messenger RNA from Homalodisca vitripennis (glassy-winged sharpshooter), 1076 nucleotides. RefSeq names its product leukocyte receptor cluster member 1 homolog. The record is from RefSeq and is a predicted model, not a curated record. The transcript is spliced from 3 exons. Bases 8 to 940 code for a protein of 310 amino acids. Lineage: Eukaryota; Metazoa; Arthropoda; Insecta; Hemiptera; Cicadellidae.